This is a messenger RNA of Drosophila virilis, 429 nucleotides long. RefSeq lists its product as uncharacterized. The record is from RefSeq and is a predicted model, not a curated record. Lineage: Eukaryota; Metazoa; Arthropoda; Insecta; Diptera; Drosophilidae.
GGUUUAGUUUCGCAGGUAACUUUGGACUGGUGUGAACCCCAAGCCUAGAGAUAAUCUUCAAUAUGCUAUCAGAACGUCCACUUGCUGCACUGUGCUUCGGAAUAUUACUGUGCUGCCUGCUCAUCCGGCAGAGCGAAGGCUUCCCCCCGACGGUCGACAAUAUCAUUCCGAUGCCCAAGCCCCAGAUGCAAACAGAUUAUGGGCAGUUUCAGAAUACCGGCAUGGGUGUGAAUCCCAUACUGCAGAGUAUUUUCACUGUGCCAGAAAUUUGUCCGGAGGGCUUUAAGCUAACCAGUGAUCGGCAGCGAUGCCGGAAAAUUGCCUAGAAAGGUGCUCAGACAAUUGCGAAUGCCUUUUGCUGUUAUCUGACUGCUGGAAAUGUGCGUUGUGAAUCAAGAACGAAUAAUAAAAAGACUGUGAAAUUGCAAA